This is a messenger RNA of Thalassophryne amazonica, 2446 nucleotides long. RefSeq names its product microtubule-associated protein 9 (gene map9). NCBI's taxonomy places the organism in Eukaryota, Metazoa, Chordata, Actinopteri, Batrachoidiformes, Batrachoididae. The record is from RefSeq and is a predicted model, not a curated record. Gene Ontology annotation, biological process: mitotic spindle assembly; regulation of mitotic cytokinesis; mitotic cytokinesis. Gene Ontology annotation, molecular function: microtubule binding. Bases 198 to 2075 code for a protein of 625 amino acids. Gene Ontology annotation, cellular component: astral microtubule. The transcript is spliced from 13 exons.
AACGAUAACGGUGCUGGUGCUCAGUCCUGGUGUCGUAACUUUAAGCCUUUUUUUUUUAAAUUCACGAAUGGUUGUAUGCGCUAUAUGUAUUAAUUACAUUGCUUAAGCAGCGGUACUGUGGGAAUUUUCGUUAGUUACCCGAUAAGUUUAUAGUCGUUACUGGCUAGCUCGCUAACGUCAAUGAUUUUGUUUUGAGGAUGACAAAUCAGGACUGUGACACACUGGCUUACACUAAAAGCCCCAAAACAUCGAAAAGAACAACUUUUCAGGAUGAACUUCAGGCUGCUGUCUUUGCCAGGGCAAGAAAAACGAAACCAACUCAAAACCAGUAUUCAUACUUGGAUGAUUUCAGUGACGAUGACGGUUUGUUUGGUGAACUACUCAAAUCAAGAAAAAAGAGGGCCGAUGCUUUUAAGACUGGAAGGAGUAAAGGCAAAAUCAAUGACUUUGAUCUUUCAGAUGAUGAGCAAAAAGAUGCUCAAACAAAGAGAGUUUCAUUCCUAAAAUCCCGAAGAAUCACCUCAACACUGGAAGACACAGUGGCAUCAGAGUCUAAUGAAAAUGAGCCACUCAACUCCUAUGCCGAAGGACACAGUGAUCAGAAAAGCUUAUUUUCCUUGCAGAGCUCCACAAAUGAAUGUGAAGGCAAUAUAACACACACAAAAAGUGUUGUGGAAUCAAGUAACACUCAAGAUAUAGCAGAAAAUCCAGAUGAAUCUCCGUCAAACCAAAAUCCAGAGGAUACAGAACUGAAUCUGGCUUUGACUCUUCUGUCUAACACGUAUGUGAUAGAACCUUCAGUUCCCUUAGUCUGUGAAAGUACUGAGGAGAAGAACAAAAUGUGCCACGAGGAAAGCUCCCAUUUAUUCACAGAUAGUGUUAGUGAGGGGGAACCACCAAAACCCAAACCAAGACAGAGGACCUUCAAAUUGACCCCUCAUCCUGUGGAGAAACAGGGUGGUGAUUCAGAAGCUCAGGAUCUCUGCAAACCUCAGACUUCCACUGCAGCUGUUCCCCCUUCAUCCAGCAGCAUCAAUAAUAGAGCAGAAGGAGACCACAGAACUUCAAAAUCAUUUUCAAAUGGAAGUGAGCAGUCUCAGUUGUUCAUCAAGUCCACAGCUGAUUCUGGAUCUCCAGAUGUUGCUAUUUGUGGUGGUGAUAAAGAGCAUGAAAGAAAGUACUCUACAUCUUUUGAAGAUCUUAAUAAAGACUCAGGAGAACACUCUGCUGAUCAACUCAGUCAUAUCCAUGAAGAAACCAUUAAUAGCAAGACAUCUGGUUGUUCCUCCAAAGCCUCUCAGAGGUCUCGCAGUGUGUGCUCCAACAAGACAGAGUCAAAAUAUUUGGGAACUCUCAAAAUUUUGGACAGUAAACUGUCAUUACAUGAAUCUCAGCUACAAACUGCAGAUUCACUCAGAGCUGCUAUUUACCAAGAAUGGGUUAAGAAGAAAGAGGAAAACAUAAGAAAGAAUGCACAGCUAAGAAAACAACAGGAAGAAAAAAGGAAAAAGGAACAAGAAGCUAAAAAGGAAGAAGCUGUUGUGUCAUUUGAGGCAUGGAAAAAAAAGAAAGCUGAGAGUCUUAAAGCAAAAGCCAAAGAGAAGCAAGAAUUGGUUAGAAAAGAACAAAUGGCAGUUCAGGAGAGAGAAGAAAAAAGGGAAUCUGCAAAACAGGUGUUUGAAAAAUGGAAACAUGAGCAUGAUCAGCUACUCAAAGAAAAAUUCAGAAAGCAACAAAUAGCUGAAAAUAAACUUCAGUUGAAGACACAACAAAAGGAGGAGGAAAAAAGGGGAGAAAGCAAAAUUGCUUUUUCCAGAUGGUGUGAAAAAAAGAAGAAUGUUCUUGAUAAAAAAGCCAUGAGGGAACAUGAAGAAAUCAAAACCAAAGAAGAGGAAGAAAGAUACCAAAGAGAAGAGAGAGAUGCACUUGCUUUGGAAAUGUAUGAAAAGUGGUUGGCAAGGAAGAGUCAACAAGAGAACCGACAAAGAGAAGAUAAAUAUGUACGGGAGAUACUCCAAGACAGUCCACACCCACCUUGGAACCCCCCAAAUAAAACUAUUCCAUUUAGAAGAUAGGGUUUCAAAUAUAACAUUAUAACUAUGUUGUGGUGCCGAUACUUAACACAUUAUAGACAAUGUGUGAUGUAGAGAGGGGCCACGGGCAGCUGUUACAUGAAUUUAACAUGUUUGAUAGUUUUUUUGGUUUGUUCUUUUUUAUUGAAUAUUUAAAUAACAGUUAUCCAUCAUGUAUAGAAAUGUGUUUGUGUGAUAUGAAGUGUAAUAGACUAUUGCCUUUUAAUUUUAUACACAAAAAUAUUUUCUGAAUGUAGUUAAGUUUUACCUCAAAAAUGUAAAGCAGCAAUAAAGACCUUAAAGAAAACUAUAAAUUUGCAAUCUCACUUCUGGAUUCUUCAACUGUUUACUGAAUAAAACACUGUUGAUUGUAA